This is a messenger RNA of Tarenaya hassleriana, 3014 nucleotides long. RefSeq names its product UTP--glucose-1-phosphate uridylyltransferase 3, chloroplastic. The record is from RefSeq and is a predicted model, not a curated record. Lineage: Eukaryota; Viridiplantae; Streptophyta; Magnoliopsida; Brassicales; Cleomaceae. Bases 103 to 2736 code for a protein of 877 amino acids. Gene Ontology annotation, molecular function: UDP-N-acetylglucosamine diphosphorylase activity. Gene Ontology annotation, biological process: UDP-N-acetylglucosamine biosynthetic process. The transcript is spliced from 17 exons.
ACUCUUCUUCUUCUUCAGGAAGGUACAUGCUUCCAGUAAUCUCCUCUUGUCCCUCCUCGGGGAAUCUCUUCCCCUUCUUCUCUCUCACUCCUUUCCUUCGCCAUGGCCAAACCUCAUGCUUCUCCUUUCCUCCAUCACCAUUACCACAAGGUCUUGCUCUUCUCUCGUCCCUCCUCCUCCUCUUGUUUCCAUCCCAACAAGCCUCUUCUCUAUCUCCCCUCUUCUUUGGAGUUUCCGCUCAGGGACCGGAAAUGUUCUUACCAGGUGACACGCGUGACGACGGCGCCGGUGGAGCGCGCCGCUCCGACUCCUCCGGAACCCGACGAUUUCCUGUCGGAGAUCGCUCGGCUAAAAGCUCUCCGCUCGAAACUAGCCGUUUCGAGGGAAAUGCAGCACAAGGAUGCCGUCGUCAACGCCGAUCCCAGAGUCCAUCGAUUCUUCACCGAGAAUCGCGGCGGUUUCGCUGAGGUUUUGGGUUCGAUUGGAUUGACUUCGAGCGAGAUGUUCGUUGUCAAAUGUUUGGUCGCGGCGGGACAAGAACACGCGUUCUCUCUAGGGUACGAGGAAGCGUUUGUGGAAAGGGAGGAGUCCUCGGCUAGAAGUUCGAUGAAGAACGCGCUUUACGCGUUGGUGGAGAUGAUAGAAAGAUUCGACGUUAACAGCAAUGACGUCGAAGGUAGAAGAGAACAUGGUUUGGCGCUAAGUGCCGAGGAGGUUGGUCACUUGAGGAAGUUCUUGAAGUUUCUUGAAGAAAUUGAACAGUUCUAUGACUGCAUUGGAGGAAUUAUCGGAUAUCAGAUUAUGGUUCUGGAACUCCUUCAACAAGCGACUAGGAGGCAGAUUACUAAUCGAUCACAUUUUGUGGAAGAAUCUUUGGAUGGGCAGUAUUUAGAAAUACACCUUCCUAACGUCCUUGACCUUACCCAGAAGAAAGAGUAUGCUUCUCAGGCGGCACUUUGGGGAAUUGAGGGAUUGCCAGACUUGGGUGAAAUAUAUCCACUAGGAGGUGCAGCAGACAGACUAGGCUUGGUUGAUCCAGAAACAGGUGAAUGCCUUCCUGCGGCAUUGCUUAAUUAUUGUGGGCAGACUUUGUUAGAGGGCCUUAUCAGAGGUCUUCUGGCUAGAGAGUUCCUCUACUUCAAACUUUUUGGAAAGCAAUGCAUCACGCCAGUUGCAAUUAUGACAAGUCCUGCAAAGAACAACCAUGAACAUGUAACUUCGCUUUGUAGAAGGCUCGGAUGGUUUGGAAGAGGUCAAUCAAAUUUCCUACUCUUUGAACAGCCUCUCGUCCCAGCUGUCAGAGCUGACGAUGGUAAAUGGAUAAUAUCAGAGCCAUUUGUGCCGGUUAGCAAACCUGGUGGCCAUGGAGUCAUUUGGAAAUUGGCUUAUGACAAAGGUGUUUUUGAUUGGUUUUAUGCUCAUGGAAGAAAAGGAGCAACUGUUCGACAAGUUAGUAACGUUGUGGCUGCCACAGAUUUGACCCUCUUGGCACUGGCUGGGAUUGGAUUACGGCACCAAAAGAAACUUGGUUUUGCAUCCUGUAAAAGGAAUUCUGGAGCAACUGAAGGAAUUAAUGUGUUGAUGGAGAAGAAGAAUUUAGAUGGGAAGUGGGAAUAUGGUAUAUCAUGCAUUGAGUAUACUGAGUUUGAUAAAUUUGGAAUCUCCGGCAAACCAUUGUCUUCAAAUGGUUUGCAGGCUGAUUUCCCUGCCAACACAAACAUUCUAUAUGUGGACUUACUUUCCGCCGAAUUAGUUGGAGCAAGAAAUAAUGCAAAAAGUUUGCCGAAUAUGGUUCUUAAUACAAAGAAGCAAAUUGAGUAUGUCAAUCAGUAUGGAGAUUUCCAAAGUGUUUCCGGGGGUAGACUGGAAUGUACGAUGCAAAAUAUUGCGGAUUACUUUUCUAAUGCAUUUUCAUCUAGAUGCUAUGACAGUAUAGAAGACAAGCUGGAUACAUUUAUCGUGUAUAAUGAAAGAAGACGGGUCACAUCAUCAGCCAAGAAGAAGAGAAAGAACGCAAGUGCUGAACUACACCAGACUCCAGAUGGUGCAUUGUUGGAUGUUCUCCGGAAUGCGUAUGACCUCCUUACACAAUGUGAUAUCGAACUUCCCAAGAUUGGGGAUAAUGAUAAAUAUGUGGAUUCCCCACCUCCAUAUCUUAUAUUUCUGCAUCCCGCUCUUGGUCCUCUUUGGGAAGUUUCCAGACAGAAAUUUAGUGGAGGGUCAAUUUCCAAGUGCUCAGAACUGCAACUAGAAAUUGCAGAGUUCUCAUGGAGCAAUGUUGAGGUCGAUGGUAGUCUGAUCAUCAGAGCCGAAAAUGCUAUGGGCUCGACAAGAAUCGACGAAAAUGAAGAACCGAUAUUACAAUAUGGGCAGAGGUGUGGGAAAUGUAAGUUGCACAAUGUCAAGGUAGUGAACAGAGGAAUCGACUGGAAUUGUGAGGCAAACGUGUAUUGGAAACAUGAGGUGUGUCGGCUUGAGACAUGUAAAAUUGUAUUGCAUGGAAAUGCCGAAUUUGAAGCUGUCAAUGUGACCAUACAGGGAGGUCAUGUUUUUGAAGUCCCCGACAGCCACAGACUGAAGAUAACACCAGGAAAUUCAGGACUAAACAUAGACUUGGAACCCAUCAAGCAAGAGCUGAUGGAGACAGGAACCUGGUACUGGAAAUACCAACUGAAAGGAACCCACGUCCAGAUUGAACAAGCAGAGCCUUCAUAUUUCAUUCAGACAAGAACUUAACCCCCACCCCUAAACCCUAAAGGUAAAAAAAACCUCAUUACUCUCAUCUUUGCCAAUCUCCCACUAUGAUUGAUUGAUUGAUUGAUUGAUUGUGUUUAUAGAUAGAGAUAUCUUUGGUUAAACUCAAGUUUAACCUAGAUUUCUAAUAAUCUUUUGUAACAUAGAUAGAUUGAUAGAUAAAUAGAUUGAUAGAUAGAUAGAUAGUUACCAUCACAUUCCUUACCCCCUUAAUCACCUGUAACGUUACAGAAAAAAGAAAGAAAAAUAAUGUUUCUAUU